AGAAUAGAAAUGCUGAACGAUGAUAUCUUUCGUGUCCUACAUAUGGAUCUUAAUAACGGCGCUGGUAGCCGCAACUUGUGCUUUCAGUCUGCUUCAGCCCUUUUGGAUUAUACAUCCGGACGGCAUUCAUUCCUUCGGAGUUUACGUGUACUGUAAAGGAGGCGACUUCGGUGAUGUGAACGGUCAGUUAACAAAGCAGAUGUGUUCUUUUUACGGUGGUCAUCUCAGUGUCGUCAACAUUCCUUCAGGAGCUUGGCAAGCUACGUUUUUACUAUUUUCAACUGGAUGUGCCAUUUUGCUAGCCAGUCUUGUUAUGGGAAUGGCGACAAUGUUCUUGACGAUUCGAUGGCUUCAGAAGUUGUCUAAUACAAUGACGUAUUUACAGACAUCCGCAGUUCUCAUACUGACAUCAGCAUUAUUGACCUACCCCUUAGGGAUGAACUCACCUUUCUUUCAUUAUUACUGCGGACCUAGAGCGGAAGUAUACAAUGCUGGACAGUGCAGUAUGGGAUGGAGCUACAUGCUGGCUAUGAUGGGAACAGCGUUAUCCAUUUUUUGUCCUAUUUUGUGGAAUUUACGUGAUUUUAAAUCAGAACAAGAUGAUUAUCCUUUUAAUUUAUGA
Molecule: messenger RNA, 622 nt
Organism: Ylistrum balloti
Lineage: Eukaryota; Metazoa; Mollusca; Bivalvia; Pectinida; Pectinidae
Product: LHFPL tetraspan subfamily member 7 protein-like
Exons: 2
Coding region: 20-622 (200 amino acids)
Cellular component (GO): membrane
Source: RefSeq, a predicted model, not a curated record